Molecule: messenger RNA, 6874 nt
Organism: Octodon degus (degu)
Lineage: Eukaryota; Metazoa; Chordata; Mammalia; Rodentia; Octodontidae
Gene: Zbtb41
Product: zinc finger and BTB domain containing 41
Exons: 11
Coding region: 206-2935 (909 amino acids)
Biological process (GO): regulation of DNA-templated transcription
Molecular function (GO): RNA polymerase II cis-regulatory region sequence-specific DNA binding; protein binding; DNA-binding transcription factor activity, RNA polymerase II-specific
Source: RefSeq, a predicted model, not a curated record
GAACCCGGAAGUGGGUAGGCGCGGGAGCGAGCGCGCCCGGAGCGGAGCUCGGCGGCAGGGAGCCAGCGGGGGAGCCCUGGGUUCCCGACCAUGAAACCCACGGGCACGCCCCUCCAGAAGCUGUUGUCCAAGACAAUCUAGUUUUCCUUUAUAAAUCUCAUAAAAACCCUUAUGAAGUUUCUUGUUCUGAAAUUGCUGUACUGCGAUGAAGAAAAGGAGAAAGGUUACUUCAAAUCUUGACGAGAAGAUCCAUCUGGGCUACCAUAAAGAUUCUUCAGAAGGAAAUGUUGCAGUGGAGAAUGACCAAGUGACCCAUACUCAUUCUACAGAAAGACCGACUCCUGAAGCUCUCCACUGUUACCAGGAACUUCCUCCCUCUCCAGAUCAGAGAAAGCUUUUAAGUUCCUUGCAGUAUAAUAAAAAUUUGCUAAAGUAUUUAAAUGAUGAUAGGCAGAAGCAACCAUCUUUCUGUGAUUUACUAAUUGUAGUAGAAGGAAAAGAAUUUAGUGCACAUAAAGUAGUCGUUGCUGUUGGUAGUAGUUAUUUUCAUGCCUGUUUGAGUAAAAAUCCGAGUACUGAUGUUGUCACUCUGGAUCAUGUAACACAUUCAGUUUUUCAGCAUUUGCUUGAAUUUCUUUACACAUCAGAAUUUUUUGUGUACAAAUAUGAAAUACCUCUCGUUUUAGAGGCUGCAAAAUUUUUGGAUAUUAUAGAUGCAGUAAAGCUACUAAAUAAUGAAAAUGUUACCACUUUUCAGUCAGAGCUAACUGAAAAGUCAUCACCAGAAGAAACACUAAAUGAACUAACUGGAAGACUAUCCAAUAAUCAUCAGUGCAAAUUCUGUAGUAGACAUUUUUGUUAUAAAAAAUCCUUAGAGAAUCAUUUGGCUAAAACUCAUAAGUCCCUCUUAUUAGGGAAGAAACAUGGGUUAAAAAUGCUGGAGAGAAGUUUUUCAGCAAGAAGAUCAAAAAGGAAUCGGAAGUGCCCUGUUAAGUUUGAUGACACCAGUGACGAUGAACAGGAAAGUGGUGAUGGGUCAGACAAUUUGAAUCAAGAAAGCUUUGAUAAGGAAAAGUCUGAUAGAAAUGAUUCUGAGGAUCCGGGAAGUGAAUAUAAUGCCGAAGAAGAUGAGCUAGAAGAGGAAAUGUCAGAUGAAUAUUCCGACAUUGAAGAACAAAGUGAAAAAGAUAAUGAUGCUGAAGAAGAGGCUGAUGCUGGUGAUGCUGUAGGAAACAUCCGCGAAGGGUUGACUCCAGUUGUCAUUCAAAACAGUAACAAAAAAAUAUUGCAGUGUCCUAAAUGUGAUAAAACAUUUGACCGAGUAGGAAAAUAUGAAAGCCACACCCGUGUGCACACAGGCGAGAAGCCCUUUGAGUGUGACAUUUGUCACCAACGCUACUCCACAAAGUCUAACCUAACUGUUCACAGAAAGAAGCACACCAGUGAAACAGAAUUUCAUAAGAAGGAGCACAAGUGCCCUUAUUGUAAUAAACUUCAUGCAAGCAAGAAGACUUUAGCCAAGCAUGUAAAGAGAUUUCAUCCUGAAAACGCACAAGAAUUUAUUUCCAUUAAGAAGACUAAGAGUGAAAGUUGGAAAUGUGAUAUUUGUAAGAAAUCUUUUACUCGAAGACCACACUUGGAGGAACAUAUGAUUCUGCAUUCUCAAGAUAAACCUUUUAAAUGCACCUACUGUGAAGAACAUUUCAAGUCAAGGUUUGCACGGUUAAAGCAUCAGGAAAAGUUCCAUCUGGGUCCUUUUCCAUGUGAUAUAUGUGGUCGGCAGUUCAAUGACACUGGAAAUUUGAAACGCCAUAUAGAAUGUACUCAUGGUGGAAAGAGAAAAUGGACUUGUUUUAUUUGUGGGAAAUCAGUGAGAGAAAGAACUACUUUAAAAGAACAUUUGCGAAUUCACAGUGGAGAAAAGCCUCAUCUUUGUAGUAUCUGUGGGCAGAGUUUUCGACAUGGAAGUUCAUACAGACUUCACUUACGAGUACAUCAUGAUGAUAAGCGAUAUGAAUGUGAUGAAUGUGGGAAAACAUUUAUUCGUCAUGACCACCUCACUAAGCACAAAAAAAUACAUUCAGGUGAAAAGGCUCAUCAGUGUGAAGAGUGUGGAAAGUGUUUUGGUCGGAGAGAUCAUCUCACUGUUCAUUACAAAAGUGUGCACCUUGGAGAAAAAGUGUGGCAAAAAUAUAAAGCGACAUUUCAUCAGUGUGAUGUUUGUAAGAAGAUUUUUAAAGGAAAAUCAAGUUUGGAAAUGCAUUUUCGGACACAUUCAGGUGAAAAACCAUACAAGUGUCAAAUUUGCAAUCAGUCUUUUAGAAUUAAGAAAACUUUAACAAAACACCUAGUUAUUCAUUCUGAUGCCCGACCUUUCAACUGUCAGCACUGUAAUGCAACAUUUAAGCGGAAAGACAAGCUAAAAUACCACAUUGACCAUGUUCAUGGAAUUAAGUCUCCUGAUGAUCCUCUCAGUACUUCUGAGGAAAAACUUGUGUCUUUGCCAGUGGAGUACUCAUCGGAUGAUAAAAUCUUUCAAACAGAAACAAAACAGUAUAUGGACCAGCCCAAAGUUUAUCAAUCAGAAGCCAAGACUCUCUUACAGAAUGUAUCUGCUGAAGUGUGUGUUCCGGUAACACUGGUUCCAGUUCAGAUGCCUGACACUCCAACUGAUCUGGUUCAACAUACUACUACACUUCCACCAUCCUCUCAUGAGAUCCUGUCACCACAGCCACAGCCCACUGAUUAUCCACGUGCAGCUGACUUAGCUUUUCUGGAAAAAUAUACUCUUACUCCUCAACCUGCAAAUAUAGUUCAUCCAGUCCGACCUGAACAAAUGCUGGAUCCUAGAGAUCAGUCUUAUCUUGGAACACUACUGGGCCUUGAUAACACUACCGCUGUUCAAAAUAUUUCUGCUAAUGAACAUCAUCCAUGAGAAAACAUUCCACAUACUGUUUGAUGGUUAUGUGUAAUGAUAGCCAAAAGCUAGUGGCUUUUAAAUCAUUAGGGCUGCUAUUAUUAUUAUUUUGAAUUUUCUCUAGUUUCUCAAGUCCUCAGAACAAUUUCAAGAAAACUAUUAAUUGAACGUAUAGAUGUUUGGACAUACUUUGGCAUAAUAUUUAAAUGUUUUGUGAUUUUUUAAAUUAGUACUAAUUUUUAACGGUUCUUAAAUUUUCAGAAUUAUUAGCUGCUGGCAUUAUAGGGUGUUUUUUUGUAAUCAUAACUGCAAAUUUUUAUUCUUUAGUCCCCUUUUUUCUCUUUCCCAUCUGCAAAUAAGUUUAAAGAUCAUGUAGCCAUUAAGAAGGAAUGUGAGAAUGUAUUGAAAUUGCAACUGUUCUGUAUCCUAAUUUAAGAUUUAUUAUUAUUUCAUCUAGAUUUUUAAAAUUGAAAUUAGAAAUUCAAAGAUAUAGGAAAGUUUGGGAUAUUUCUUUGUUGUCUUGACAUCUAUCCAUAAUUUUUGGUUAUCAUUCUCCUUUGGACUUUAGAUAAACUCAAAGCCAGAAAGAUAACAGGCAAGAUGAGCAUGUUAAAAAAAAGUUUAGCAUUGAAAUGAUAUUCCCAAAAGGUUAAUUUUGUUUAUAUUUGAAUUACAAUGAGCAAGUGGCAAACAUAGAUUUAGACAUUGACUUAUGCAAGCUGAAAAUGUAUUGAAAGAAAAAUAUGCCAUCUUUAACUAGAUAUCUUCAAGGUAAGUUCACUUUUUGUACUUUAUCAUUUAUCACAGAAACAUUAACAAUAUAACACAGCAUGUAUCUUCAUCUCACUAAGUAAGGGGCUGUUAUAACUAAUGCCACUUAUUUUACCAUGCUACUUUGGGUUUUAUUUGUCUAAUUGAAACUGGGAAUCAGAAUCUACAUAUAUUAUGUGUGAUUGUUAGAAAGUGCCAAACAGAUUGUGAAAUUUGCACCUAAUUUAACCUAAUAUUGUUUGAGUGGAACUACUACUACUUGUGUACAGAUUUACAUCCAAUCCAAAUCUUUAUUUUUGGUUUUGUAUAAGCCUUCUAAUAUCUAUAAUUAUCCUUGAUUCUUAUUUUUGUAUGCGACAAAAGUCAAGGACUUGUUGAAAAGUAAUAGCAAUUGCAGCAAACCUCACUGAUUAAAUUCAAUUAAGGAAAGAUCAGAAUUAUAAGAUACUUUUAAAGAUGUGCACUUUGCAUAUUUUCAAGUCAAUUUAGUUAAACUAGCAUAAUGUUUCCUAUAGGGUGCUCGAGGAUUAGUCUAGGCAGGAUUGAUUUACUAUUAACAUGCUAUUUGUAUAUAAAAGAUUGGACAAUACCAAUUUUAAAAGUUCUCUGUUUCAGUUUUUGUUUACACUUCUAAUUGCUUUAAGCACUUUUUUUGUGUGUAAACUGUUGUUUGGCCUGGCCCUUGUGAAAAAAAAAUCACAAAUAAAAUAAAGAACUUUCAAUAAAUAAAAUUUAACCAGUUAGUAAUAGAGGAAACUGUUAAAGCACUUAAGAAAUGAAGGUACUUUUUAGGAACAUUUGCCAUAUUGAUAAUAAAAGAAAAAACAUGUUGAAAAUUGAGGCAGUUAACCAAAGUAGUUGAUGCAAAUAAAAAAACCCUGAGUUUUGCCUUAUUUACCAAGGUUUGGUUGUAUCUUAGGACUAGUAGGCAUAAUUGCUCUAUUAUUUCUUCUUUUUAAAGCAUUCUUAUUUACUUUGUGUGGAAAUGUAAUAUUUGGGGGUACUCACAUGAUUGAGCUUAAUUAUAUGAGGUACUAUUAGUUAAUUCUUAAAAUUGAUUGCAAAAAUAUAUCUUUUGAUUUUUAUCAUAAAAACUGACAAGAUUUUAACUAAAAAUCAUACUGUAGUGAAAGAACAUAUACUAAAAAUAUGUUCUGCCUUAUGUAUAAGAUAAUACAGAAAAAUUUGGUCUUAUAAAAAGGCAAAUGGUAUAUAUAUAUGUAUGUGUGUGUGUAUUAUAUGGUAUAUUGUAUAUUUGGUGGUUAAAAAAGGGAAUAUUGCAUUUUCACAUUGAAAAGAAUACUGUGCAUUUUGAAGGUAUUUAGGGUUCUUUUAAUAUUCUAAUGCUUUAAAUGUAUGAUUUAAUUGUAGAAAUUGGUUUACAUAGAACUUUUCUGAAACACAUCUCUUAUGUAAAGUGAAUACAUUUAUAUAAUUGUAUGUAGUUAUUUUAGGUAAUUUAAACUUGAAUAGUGGUUUACUGUUUUCUAGAAUGCCUUCACAUGUUACUUCGUUUGAACCUCAUAAUCAGCUCUGUAAUAGAAAAGACAUGACAAAUUCCUGCUUUAGAUAAGAAGAAUCUGAUAUUGAGGUUGAAGGAUGUAUUUAAGCUCAUGAGGUCAAAAUGGCAGAGCUACUAGGAAGGAAAGAAGACAGACAGCAUUGAUGAAUGCUUACCAUGUGCUAGGCACUACAUUCUUUCACUGUUAACCCAGUCUUAGAGGUAGGUAAUAUACUUCUUAGGAAAGAAAUGGGUGGACAAAACAAGAAGAAAAUUAAUCUGCCUAUAAUUUCUAGAAGUAUAUGACAUUUUUUAGAUUGGGAAAACCUCAUGGAUUUGGGCAAACUGAAUGUAUAUAAGCUUUUGAAGUUGGCACAAAAAGUAUAAAAUGAGGCCUGUGGUUUUUAGUUGAUCUUUCUAUAACUUUAAAAUCCAUUUAUUUUGUAACUAUACUUAAAAUUUUGAAUCUCACAAUUAAGUUUAGCCUCAUUGAGAAUUUUUUAUUUUAUGAGUAUAAUUUAUUGUUUUAAAUUAAUUCUUUAGCAGGUAGAACUUAGCACUUAAUCUGUAAAUUGAGUAAUUUAUCAAGUGCAGAAAUUUAUUAACCUAAUCAGUUUUGACUUAAAUGCACCAAAGAUUUUUAGUAGGUAUUAAACCAUUUUAAAAGAAUUUAAAUUCUUUGUUGUUUGAAUAAAUAUUUGUCCAAAGAAGCACAGUUGAAGUCCUAGGAAAAUGGAUUUUUAAAAAAAUCAUUAGUUUGAAUACUAAGGUUAAAUAUUAGAUGUUUGUGUUUGUUUGUAUGUAUAAAAAUAAGAGCAAAAGAAAGUACUCUGGGAAUAGACUGACAAACCAUUUGCAGUAAGAAUACUGUUUUCCUCAAUUUAAUUGAAUGUUAUGUUUUUUAGUGAACACUAUUAAAUGCUAAACAAGCUUAUUUUUCACACUACAUUUCAAAAUCAUUUUUGCCUUAGAAUUUUUUUAGAUCAAGUUGAGGUUAUUUUUAUAAGAUGCCCAACCUAUUUUUUACAGCCUAUAAUACCUUUUAAGGUUAGGAUUUCUUCCUCAAGCCAGCAGGAUAAAACCAACAACUAUAAAAGUAGUAAAUAAUCUCUACACUUAAGUAAUCGACAUUUAUUGUGGAGAAAAGAGGAGUAGCAAAAAACGUUAUACAUUGGUGCUUUAGAAAAGUGAUGAUAGGUUUAUAAAAUAAGUACAUUAAUAAUUUUCUGUCAACCUUUAAAAUAAUGUCAAAACAUCUCUGUAGAGUAAGUAAUGAAGUAUUAGAUAAGGGGUAAUAUAUAACAUGAUCUUUUUGCCUUUCUGCAGUUGCAAAGAAGCACUGAAAUUGGUGUCUAUAAUGGUGAACUUUCUUCCCACUGUCACUCCAGUAUAUUAUUGAUGAAAAGUCAGAUCUUGAGCUCUAGCUCUUUGACAGUGUCCUUUUAUGCUGUCUUUCUUUGUGCCUUUUCAGAGUGUUGUUGGUUAGACUUGAAGUUAGAUUGUACUUGUUAAUAAAUGAUUUUUAUUUUGCUUUUGGUUUGGCUUUGGGAUUUGUUGUUUAGGGGCCUUAUUUUUGUGUUGCCUGCUGGUUGGGCAAUAACUUUUUUGGUUGGUUAUUGUUUAUGUAGGAAAAUUGGCACUAAAUACUAGAAAAAAAUUUGGUUUUAUGAUUUAUAUACAAUUUU